Eurytemora carolleeae is the source of this 1683-nucleotide messenger RNA. RefSeq lists its product as uncharacterized. Lineage: Eukaryota; Metazoa; Arthropoda; Copepoda; Calanoida; Temoridae. The coding region runs from base 10 to 588 and encodes 192 amino acids. The record is from RefSeq and is a predicted model, not a curated record. The transcript has 5 exons.
UUACAUAAAAUGAGAGUAGAGAAGAGGAUCUAUAAAGGGUUUCUUUUCAUCCUUCUUUUAAUCAUCCUCAAUGCUCUUUUACUCAGUGUGUUAGAGGAACGGUUGUACAGAACUCUUCUUGAUACGGUCUCUUACGGUCAUCAUGCAGUACGUGAAGUGCAACUAGAAAAACAACAAUAUACAGAAAAUGAACUAGUUAUAAGCUUUGAAGAAGACGGAAGAUUUGGAAACCUGCUGCUUGAGACUGGUACUCUCCUCCUAGUAGGGAGACGAGUAAAUAAAACCGUAAGCCUGCUCCCUCAAGUUGCAAAAAAACUUAAAAACUAUUUUGAUAAACUUCCCAUGGAACCGAUUGACAGUAAGAGGCAUUGUGUGUGCAGCCGGUGUCAGGAGUGUACAUGUGAGUACUGCAAUAAGUGGCACAAAAUGCCGUCCUAUCAUUACCACGUUGACUCAAAACUCAGAUCUCGAUAUCUUCUCCUACAGUGGUUUGAUUCUAACCUCGUGGUUCGAAAUCUGGCAGAGAUCUCAGCUAUAUAUAGAUCCUUACUCAGGAUAGAUCUUGUAAAUCAGGUUAUAGAAACCUAGCAGAGAUCUCAGCUUUAUAUAGAUCCAUACUCAGGGUAGAGAUCUUGUAAAUCAGGUUUUAGAAACCUAGCAGAGAUCUCAGCAAUAUAGAUCCUUACUCAGGGUAGAUCUUGUAAAUCAGGUUAUAGAAACCUAGCAGAGAUCUCAGCUAUAUAUAGAUCCUUACUCAGAAUAGAUCUUGUAAAUCAGUUUAUAGAAACCUAGCAGAGAUCUCUGCUUUAUAUAGAUCCAUACUCAGGGUAGAUCUUGUAAAUCAGGUUAUAGAAACCUAGCAGAGAUCUCAGCUAUAUAUAGAUCCUUACUCAGGAUAGAUCUUGUAAAUCAGGUUAUAGAAACCUAGCAGAGAUCUCAGCUUUAUAUAAAUCCUUACUCAGGGUAGAUCUUGUAAAUCAGUUUAUAGAAACCUAGAAGAGAUCUCAGCUUAUAGAUCCAUACUCAGGGUAGAGAUCUAGCAGAGAUCUCAGUUUUAUUUAGAUCCUUACUUAGGGUAUAACUGUUGUAAUUCGGGUAUUACUAUCUUGGCCUUCAUGGUCACUUGAAAUGACGCUAACAGUCCCUUUAAGUAAUGAUUUUUAAUAGUCAAUAACAUGAAGCACAAUAAUUGUGCAACAUACGUACACGGACCCAUUUCACUUAAUAAGCCAUUAUGUUUUGUAAAUAUUAAGCCAUUGGUAAAACUAUUUGCUUAUAAAACAUGUUAAUAACAUCAAAUACACUUAUGAUUGCUUAAAUCCGAGUUUAGAGGGAUACACCUGAUUCACAAUUUACAACAGUACUCUUAAAGUUGUUUUUCUCUCUUGUCAAUUUUCUGCAUUAUCUCUGCAGCAUAAAUCCGCAUAUGUGACAUGUAAAAGAACCACAGUUGAAAAUGUAAUAAGGAUAUCUCAUUCAUUCUUGACAAAGGUCCCGUUGUAAAUUGGAAAUACCUCUCUAUUAAUGAAAGUUAACAUGAAAUUAUGUCUGCAGUUCUUUUAAUAGUAAAUGUAUCCUAGGUUCAGAUGUAUUUACGAGAUCUAUCUGGUCAUGUUCCUCAUGUUUAUGUCGGGGUUCAUGUUCGUAGAACAGAUUACAUAAACUACAUACAGACUAGAUACA